Messenger RNA from Desarmillaria tabescens, 2869 nucleotides. Its product is annotated as bud site selection protein 6. NCBI's taxonomy places the organism in Eukaryota, Fungi, Basidiomycota, Agaricomycetes, Agaricales, Physalacriaceae. Bases 50 to 2869 code for a protein of 939 amino acids. Gene Ontology annotation, molecular function: cytoskeletal regulatory protein binding. Gene Ontology annotation, cellular component: cell tip; cytoplasm. The record is from RefSeq and is a predicted model, not a curated record. Gene Ontology annotation, biological process: establishment of cell polarity. The transcript is spliced from 7 exons.
UCUCAUUUAUCGUGCCUCAUGCACUUACACCCAACGCUUCCUUUCCACAAUGUCGUCAAGUCGGUCUAACUCGUCAAAUUCUGUUGCUCAAAGCCAUGCCUCGCGUCGCGACAACCAAUCUAUUUCCUCCAACCAUUCGGGACGCAGUGAGCGAACAGGCAGUUCACGGACACAUCCAGCGGUCGAGUCUGCGGUGACACGUCUGCUGAUGUCUAUCAAGAUGCUGCUGGAGGCACUCACACAAUGGAGUCUCAUGGAAGUGGACGAAACCCAUGUCAGUGAUGUAUACGUUCAGUUGGGGAACGACUUCAAUGCUGCAGUGGCAGCGUUCGCCGCGUUCAAUAUCGAUAUGAAUGAGCUUCUAUCUGUACCAGAUGACUUGCGAACAGUCCUAGAACAAUGUCUUGCUGAGGACCCUACACCCGAAAAUCUCGAGAUAUACCUUCCGACUGUCAGGCAAAUCAUUACCCAGCUGCUACAAGGUCUGCGGGGGAAGCAGUCCAUAUAUCGGCGCAUUGUCUCUGACCAUCGACGAAGGUCUGAGCAGUCUGGCCAUGAGAGGACUGAUAGUAGGUCGUCACGUAGCGAUCGAACAACGCGGCGGGAACCAUCGCAUCGAAGUCAGCUAUCGCGAACUAUUGCAGAAAAUGGAGGAGAUUAUCGAAGAAGUGGGUCGUCAUCUGGAAGAAGAAGCCUUGGACAAUCGUCUCGCGAGCAACUCAAUGGAAACUCGUCAUUCGUGGGAGGUUUUUCUCCUCAAGUCACGUCGCCUCCCCUUGGCCCUGAGCCAGAGAUAUCCGGAGAGAUGCCUAAUCCACAUGAUGCACCGCCGGCACCUGCUCCCAUUCCGCCACCCAAUGAGUCCCCUCCCGACACUUCCUUUGAUGAUGAAUCGUCUGCUACCACAGCAACACCUCCGGCUGCAGCCCAGCGAGCCGUCCCAUCCAGCGUGAAACGUUAUUCUUUGGUUGAUAAACCCAUGACGUCCCCCCCUCCUGCUCCCAGUCUUGUUGUUGAACCAUCAAGUCCCGAACAUCCCUCCGAUGAAAGGACUGCCUCGCCAGAGACCCCGCCCUCAGAAACUCCGCCUAUAGAUGCUGCGCAAGCUCCGGCUAUGGCGAGUUCGCUUGCUGCUCUCAAACAAACCGAUGCUCUAGAACGCAGGGCAUCAAAGCGGUUUUCAACAUAUAAUAUAUCCAAAAUGACAGGUUCCUCUUCGCGAGAACGGUCCGUACGAGGACAGGCGAACCGACGUUCCAUGGCAGUUUCAUCUGCCCUUACGCCAGGAGAAUUGGCCGUUCUUACGGAAGUGGAUGACGAAGAGACUUCGUCUCUACCUCCAACACGAGGAGGUAGUUCAUCUGUGUCUCUUCGUUCUCCUUCUCGAGGCUCAGAACGGCAAGCAACAACCCCUCCUAUGCCGCCUUUGCCGUCAACACCUGCUAGGACACCGGAACCACCUGAGCCUCCUUUCUCGGCGAAGAAGCCGGCAGCGGCACCUGCUUUUGAGGAAGAACCAGAGACAUCUAAGUUCACUGUUUUCUUGCAGCUUGGCAGGGAAGUUAAAAAGGCGAUCAUAGAACCUGGCAUGUCGUUUUCAUCGCUUAGGGUAUUGUUCGUGGAUCGCUUUUCAUAUAAUCCCGGUCUCGAUAACUUUCCUGCCAUAUAUAUUCGCGAUCCUUCGAGUGGCGUUCAAUAUGAACUCGAAGAUAUGGACGAAGUUAAAGAAAAGUGUCUCCUGUCCCUGAACAUCGAACCUCUUGACCAGAUCAAGCAGCAUAUUGAUACCCAGAUCUCGACUUUGUCUCAAGAUAUCAAAGAGCUGCGAUCAGUUGUUGCCAACAAUAAUCGACAAUCCGCGCAGUUCCCCACUAUUGUUGCCCAACCUCUCGCAGAGAGCACUCCCGCGCCUCCACGACCCACUGAUAAGCAGUUUCAGCAUGUUGCUAGACGGCUAUCUCGAUUCGUUGGCUCAGCUUCUCUCCCUUCUUCCCCCUUUACUCCCACCUCUAUGCCUUCCAUCAUGCCCCAAAUCACUGGACAAUCGCUACAGCCACAGAUGACAGGCAGCUCCUUCGACGAGGUGCAAAAUCUCCGUCGAGACCUCGGGGUUAUGCGACAGUUGUAUACUGAGUUUAUGAAGCAGACGAAAGAGUCCUUGGGCAAUUUACGGACGCAGACGCAGUCAGUGAAACAGCUGGCUAAUGUGAGCGUCGGUGGUGCCCGGGCGUUCAUUGAAGCUGGCAAGAAGAGUCUGGACACUCGGACUGACGUGCUCAAACGGCAUAUAACACCCAAGCCACUGUACAUGAAGACGGUCAGGAAGGACGUGGAUGCAGCGGCGUCUGAGCUUGAGAGUCUCAAGGAGCACAUCAUGACUAUCAAGCCGAUGUGGAAGAAGACAUGGCAAGAGGAGCUACAGAAUAUUGUCGAGGAGCAGCAGUUCAUGACUCACAACGAAGAGUUGCUCAACGAUCUUCUCGAGGAUCACAAGGCAUUGGCCGAACUCUUUGGGCAUUUGGAGCAGGUGCCAGAGGAAAGUCGUGGAGGAUUGAGCACGGUCAUGAUGGAAAUUCGUGGUGCGGCUGUCGAUCCUGAGAAACGACUGAAGGCGAUUGAGGAAAGUCGGAAGAUUCGGGCGAAGGAGCUGGAGAGCCGUUCGGAUGACCUGCAUGCUGAAUUGACGGAUUUUGUUGGCGGGAAGAAGCUGAGGAUGACGGGAGGAGCAGAAGAGGCGGAACGGGUGAGGCAGAGGCGGAAUGAUCUAACGUUAAAGGCCAUGUUUAAUGGUGGUAGUGCUGGAGGGGGUGCGGUAUUGGGAGGCGAAGCUUCUUCAGCGGGUUCGCCGGAUAUUUCUUCGGGGUCGUAA